Nycticebus coucang (slow loris) is the source of this 2613-nucleotide messenger RNA. It is a transcript of the gene UBE2K, whose product is annotated as ubiquitin conjugating enzyme E2 K. Gene Ontology annotation, cellular component: nucleus. Gene Ontology annotation, biological process: proteasome-mediated ubiquitin-dependent protein catabolic process; protein polyubiquitination. NCBI's taxonomy places the organism in Eukaryota, Metazoa, Chordata, Mammalia, Primates, Lorisidae. Bases 720 to 1199 code for a protein of 159 amino acids. The record is from RefSeq and is a predicted model, not a curated record. Gene Ontology annotation, molecular function: ubiquitin conjugating enzyme activity; protein binding. The transcript is spliced from 6 exons.
UUACUCUGAUCAGAUAAUGGUAUAGUUGAUGUAGUAUUUAAAUAUUCAGAGUUGUCAGGUAAUAAUGCAAGACAGAGCAUAUAAUGUGUUAUGUGUAGUAGAAAUAACAUUUUGGAGACUAAAGUCUAGCGUUAUUAGAUUUCUAGGCUUUCACACUGCUCCUAAGAGAUUAUUUUGAAUAUUCAGGAAGAAAGAACUUUUUACAGACAGGUUAAAGAAAUGGUAAUAUGAAUUUAAUGGGGGGGGCGGGGAGAGAUUCUUAGGAAGGAAGAAGAGCCCAUGUAUUACUCAAGCCAAAUUUAUUAAAGCUAUAUUUGAAGCUAGACUUUAUGAUUCUAAACAUAAAUAGUUACCUUCACAAUAUUUUCUCAGGUACCCUUCUAUUGCCUAUCUUUUUUUUCUUUUGUUGUGACUACUUUUUAAAAAAUAUUUCACUGCCAUUAUAUUUUCUGUGAUUAGUUAUGUGAGAUCUUAUUAAAAAGAAUUAGCACAAAGAGAAGCAUUGGAAUAAAAAAGAGCUAGAAGAAAAUGGUACCAAGUGAAAUGCUUUUAUUAUUCUACAGUCAUAAUUCAUAACAAUGGAGGAAGUGGAUUUGAUAGAAUCCAGAAUAUAGUACUUGUUUCAAGAGCUAAGCAUAUAUAAUUUUGAAGUUAAUAAUGCUCUUAGCACACAAUUUUUAUUUUAUUUAACUUUUUAUUAUGGAGAAUUUCAGAUAUACAUGCAAGAGAAGAAUAAAAUAAUGAAACCUCCAGGAGGAAGAUAUCAACUAGAGAUAAAGAUACCUGAAACAUAUCCAUUUAAUCCUCCUAAGGUCCGGUUUAUCACUAAAAUAUGGCAUCCUAAUAUUAGUUCCGUCACAGGGGCUAUUUGUUUGGAUAUCCUGAAAGAUCAAUGGGCGGCAGCAAUGACUCUCCGCACGGUGUUAUUGUCAUUGCAAGCCCUAUUGGCAGCUGCAGAACCAGAUGAUCCACAAGAUGCAGUAGUAGCAAAUCAGUACAAACAAAAUCCCGAAAUGUUCAAACAGACAGCUCGACUUUGGGCACAUGUGUAUGCUGGAGCACCAGUUUCUAGUCCAGAAUACACCAAAAAAAUAGAAAACCUAUGUGCUAUGGGCUUUGAUAGGAAUGCAGUAAUAGUGGCCUUGUCUUCAAAAUCAUGGGAUGUAGAGACUGCAACAGAAUUGCUUCUGAGUAACUGAGGCAUAAAAAGAGAGCUGCUGAUAUAGUCAAGCUUGCCUCUUCUUGAGGAGCACCAACAUCUGUUAUUUUUAGGAUUCUGCAUAAAUUUCUUUUAAACUGGCAUUCUUGCCUAACAAUGUUAUCUAGCCACCAUUGGAGACUGAAAAGAAAAAUCCCUGCUCUGUAAAUAAAGCUAAUUAAACGUCUGUGUAAAUUUAAAAAGGGGAAAUACUUUAAUUUUUUUUCUUACUUGAUAGUGUAAAAAUUCUUUGAGCUAAGCUAAAACCAUGGAAAAACAUGCUACUUUAAUGUUUAACAGUGUACCAAGACUAGCAAGAGUUUGCUUCAGGAUUUUGUUGAAUAAUUAAGAUAAUAUUUUGAGUGUGGCAGGGCCAUUCAAAUUGUUGGUGUUGCAUCACAGCUACCUUAACUGUUUUUAACAUGGAUCCUUUGUGCCUGUGAAUUUACUUGCAUGCUUGUACUUGACUUCUUAGGAUGGGUAGCUGAAAAGACCACCAUUUUAAGCAUUUGAGAAUUCUUGAAUAUGAAAUUUAUCCAGAAUUGAAGAUGGUGACCUAUUCAGAGCCUUUUCGUCCUUGUCAAUAGACUGGGACACCUUAUCUGUUUUUCCCCCCCUUACCGCACACAGCUGAUACUCUAAUGGUAAAUUUCUUUGUAUUUGGUAGGGAAACGUGCCGAGGGACAGUAUCCCUUGCUCCAUUUUUAGGUCAUAGGUUUGAAAUGUUUUGUCACAGUUUUUCAAACACUCUUAGAAGUUUUCCUUAUGUAAGUAAUAAUCAUGUAAAAAUGGAGCUGCCAAUUUUAUUUCUCUUGCAAGAACAGUAAAUAGUUGAUGUUUUGCUAUAACCAAACUUACUGAAAGAACCCAACUUAGUUUUUCAGUGAAUUUGACAUUUUUAAACUGAUGAAAUUUUUCUUUGAGAACUGAUAAGGAUACAAUCAACUGUUUCCAGUCGUGUUUAGCCUAAUUUUGGGCUUUGUAGGGAUUGCUUUGUUGGAUACUUUAAGAGUCACUCUGGCUUGCACUUCCCUGUAUUGACACAUGAAAGCUGUGUUGGUGUUUUACUGUACAUACUUCAAAUGCACAUAGGAAUAGAAGUGUGUUAUAAAUUUAGCUUUCUUUAUGAUGUUUCUGAUAAUAUGAGAAUUGAAAACUUUACCUUCUCUUGUACAUAGUCAGACUUUCUAUUUGUAUUAAAGUUACAUUUCAUUCUAAGUUCAUAAGUUUGAAAAUUACUAGUUUGCAAGCUCAAACACUAAUGUGACCAUUUUAUGAAGGUUGAAGUGGAUUUAUGCAGGCAGUUCUAUACUAUACAUAGAAAUACAAUUCUUUUUACAUUUUCAGGACCAAUGCAAAAUAAAAAUGUAAUGGAAUCAGACUGAAUUAAAGUAAGGCUGUAUAUUGAAAGUCAU